AUGCCAAUACAAGGCAUUGUCGACACCGAUUCCUGUCCUUGUAUUGUUUGUUUGCGUGUCUUUGUCUGGAAAGUCCUCAGUGGUCAAAGAGAGAUUAUUCUAUUGCACCCAUGCCUCAGAAAGAAGAAUGAUGCCCAAGUGGCCGCGCGGACCAAGUGUUUUGUUGGCAUGCUGUUGGUAUAA
This is a messenger RNA of Colletotrichum costaricense, 183 nucleotides long. RefSeq lists its product as uncharacterized. The record is from RefSeq and is a predicted model, not a curated record. The transcript has a single exon. NCBI's taxonomy places the organism in Eukaryota, Fungi, Ascomycota, Sordariomycetes, Glomerellales, Glomerellaceae. Bases 1 to 183 code for a protein of 60 amino acids.